CGGCCCACACGCAACGGGCGGGCGCGUGGGAAGGCGCCGCUCAGCCAAGGCGGAGGGUCAGGGAGCCGCGGGGCUUGCGUUUCCAGGGACGCGGGCGGCACAGCAGCGCCCCCUGCCUGGCCCGGCCGUCGGGAUCGCCCCUUCCGCGAAGGGCGGAGAAGCGAAAGCAGAAAUCCCGAGGCUGGGCGAGUGCGGAAGCGACCACAGCGCAGCACGAGCCCGGACAGACAGCAGGCAGAGGCGGAGGAGCGGAGCAGGAGCCGAGCAGGGGGCCGCGAUGCGCGCGCCGCGCUGGCUCUGCGUCUUGUGCUGCUGCUGCUGCGUCCUCCUCGGCGACGUCGGCGACGCCAACCCGUCCACACGGAGCGCCAAGCGCAGGACGGCCGCCUUCCGGGAAAGUCUUAAGAGACAUCGAUACUUGAAUUCUGUGUUCCCUCAUGAAAACGCCACUGCUUUUUAUGGGAUAAAUCAGUUCUCUUACUUGUUUCCUGAAGAGUUUAAAGCCAUUUACUUAAGAAGUGAACCUUCCCGGUGCCCAAGAUACUCCUCAGAAGGACAGACUCCUGUUCCCAACAUAUCUUUGCCAUUAAGAUUUGACUGGAGGGACAAGCAUGUUGUGACAUCAGUGAGAAACCAGCAGACGUGUGGAGGAUGCUGGGCGUUCAGCGUGGUGGGCGCAGUGGAGUCUGUGCGGGCCAUUCGGGGGGCACCUUUGGAAGACCUCAGUGCCCAGCAGGUCAUCGACUGCUCCUACAGCAACUUCGGGUGCAGUGGAGGCUCGCCCCUCAGUGCUUUGAUCUGGCUGAACAAGACGCAAGAAAAGCUGGUGAGAGACUCGGAGUACCCGUUCACCGCACAGAACGGCCUGUGCCGUUACUUUUCCAGGGCACAGCCCGGAGUUUCAAUUCAAGGCUAUGUUGCCUAUGACUUCAGUGACCAGGAGAAUGUGAUGGCGAGAGCCCUCCUGCUCUCCGGGCCUCUGGUCGUGACCGUGGAUGCCGUGAGCUGGCAGGACUACCUGGGGGGCAUCAUCCAGCACCACUGCUCCAGCGGGAAAGCCAACCACGCGGUGCUUGUCACCGGCUUUGAUCGAACAGGCCGCACCCCGUACUGGAUCGUACGCAACUCAUGGGGCAGCUCGUGGGGUGUGGGGGGCUACGUCUAUGUGCGAAUGGGAAGCAACGUCUGCGGCAUCGCGGACUCUGUUUCUGCUGUUUUAGUGUGAUGUGCGGGAGACAUGAGGAGAAGGAAACUGGUGCGGCGUAAGGGCAGGAUUUCACUCUGAGCAUGACUCCCCUUCAUGCUUCCACAACUGCACAUGGCCGUCUCACGGAGCAGGUAGAGCGCUUCAUCUAGGUGGCACAAGGUCCCCUCCUUGGAGUUGCGGACCCCAGAGCCCCUCAGCGGAGGCCUGAAAAGGAUCUGCAUGUUCCCUACUCUGGGAGGAAGUAGGGUGAGGAGCCCUGUAGAUCCUUCAACUCGGAGAAGCCAUUGCUGGCUGAGUUUGCUUUUCAUUACUAACUCGGUACUUGCCUUAGGGCUGAUCAAAGCGGUGGUCAGAGCUUGUUUUCCUCCGUGGGACUUGAUCUGAGAUGUAGAUGACCCUACUCCUUGUGCCCAAGCGAGGCCCGCGGGCUGCCAAAGCAGCCUUCCCUGGAGCUCACGUCUGAGCUGCUCCUCGCACCUCAUGGCUCUCACCCUCUGAACAGGUGAGGCCGGGCUCACUCGGGGGGAUGUCGCCAUAGACCCAGCCUGUGAGCGCAAGCGGCCCAUGGUCAGAGGAAGAAAGAAACCAAGUGAAAUGAAAGGAUCACCGCGAACCUAAUGUGAUUGGCCACCGCAUAUAACACUGCUCAUCAGACGAAUUAUUUUAUGAAAAUUUUUGCUGUCAACAGAAAUCCAAUAGAGGUGACAUUCUAGACUCUUCUUUGUGUGUCACAGAGCGAAGUAUUUUUCCACAUUUACUUGCUGUCUCUUCCUCUUCGCUGCACCAUUCCCAGAAGUGCCUGCUGGUUUGGUUUCCCUGACUAAAGAAUCGCCCUUGUCACUCACUCACCAUUUUCAUUUUCUCGCCAUGCUGGGCUCUGUUUUGCGACACCAGCAUCACGCCUGCGUUCCUACCACAACUCCUUCCAAUUGCUGGCCUAAGCUUAGCCAGGCUCAUCAGUCCAAACGCGACACCCAAGCUCUCCGGCUUCUGUUUUCGGCCUCCACCGCCUGGCCAGGCCACAGCCCCUGCCGGUGCUCCCUUCUGCUUGGGUGCUGUGCUCAGGGCCUGUCGUCUAGCUCCCUGGGUCCAGAUGCCGAGUGAUUCCUCGGGCAGCGACGCAGAUGCGCCCUGUGGACCUUCCCUCCUCAGUGGUGACUGGGACCUGGGCACGCCCAGAGAGGGUACAAGGCGGGUGGCGCGCAUGCCCUGCAGCCCGCACGGGGGAUGCUGUUCAUGGGGGCUGUUUCAAGAAACCCAGCGCUGCAUUCUUUGCAUAUAUUUACCACUUAUGAUUCAUCCACUGUGAACAAUUUCUUGACACUAAUCAAAUCCACUGUUUUUAUCAGAAAGCAAAAUAAAAGUAUAUUUUAUACUAAAAAUGAAAUAAUAAAGCAGUGAUUUUCUAAUCAAAUAUAAGGACAACUGUUGUAGAGAAGUUAACAUAAAGUUACGUUUUCCACUAUAUGUGGAAAUA
Molecule: messenger RNA, 2684 nt
Organism: Octodon degus (degu)
Lineage: Eukaryota; Metazoa; Chordata; Mammalia; Rodentia; Octodontidae
Gene: Ctso
Product: cathepsin O
Exons: 8
Coding region: 278-1225 (315 amino acids)
Cellular component (GO): lysosome
Molecular function (GO): cysteine-type endopeptidase activity
Source: RefSeq, a predicted model, not a curated record